AUGGCCGACAAGAAGGCCGCAGCGGCGUCCGGCGCUGAUCCAACUGGUGACGCUGCUCGGCGACGUAAUGUACCUGGAUAUACCAUUCCAGGAGCUCUGGCGCAAAGGCCGGAGCUUGACGAGAAGUUUCAUGGAAAGAAGAAGGAAGCUUCGGUGCUCGAUAUACUUGACCAAUGGGAAUUUAUCAUUGCACCCCUAAUUUUUACAGCAUUCGCUGCCUUCACACGUCUAUGGAAAAUUGGCCUCAGUCCAAUUGUUACAUGGGAUGAAGCUCACUUCGGAAAAUUCGGAUCGCACUACAUAAAACGUGAACUAUUCUUCGAUGUGCACCCACCUCUUGGUAAAAUCCUUGUUGGCCUCUCCGGGGUCAUGGCCGGUUACAAUGGAUCAUUCGAGUUCAAGUCUGGCGAGACCUAUCCCGAGGAAUUAGACUACACCUUCAUGCGAGCUUUCAAUGCCUUUUGGGGUAUACUAUGUGUGCCAUUGGCGUACUACACUGCGAGGGAGCUUAACUUGAAGCGUCCUGCUGUCUGGCUAGUAACACUCAUGGUUUUGUGUGAAAAUUCGUACACGACAAUCAGCCGAUUUAUCCUGCUGGAUUCCAUGCUCUUGUUUGGUACAGUUGCAACUGUCUUUUGCUGGUCUAAGUUUCACCGCCAGCAAAAGUCGAGCUUCGAACCUGAGUGGUUCUUUUGGCUGUUCAUGACCGGUCUAAGCUUGGGAUUUGUUUGCAGUAUCAAGCUUGUUGGACUUUUCGUCACCGCUCUCGUCGGUAUAUACACAAUCGAAGACCUCUGGCACAAGUUUGGCAACCUCAAGAUGCCGAUCCCGGUGCUUGCUGGUCAUGUCGGCGCUCGAGUCGUCGGUCUAAUUGUCAUACCAUUCUUGGUCUAUAUGUUCGCUUUUGCGCUUCAUUUUGCAAUCUUGAUCAAGAGUGGCCCCGGAGAUGCGCAAAUGAGUUCUCUAUUCCAAGCGAACUUGGAAGGUAGUGAAAUCGGACGAAACUCUCCUCUGGAGGUCGCUUUUGGCUCCAAGGUUACCCUCAAGAACAUGGGCUACGGUGGCGGUCUGCUUCACAGCCACGUUCAAUCCUACCCCGAGGGUUCGACUCAGCAGCAAGUUACUUGCUACCACCAUAAGGAUUCCAACAACGAAUGGUGGUUCUACCCCAACCGUGCUGAACCUGACUUUGUCCCUGAAGAAGAGCCUCGAUUCGUUGGAGAUGGUGAUGUUAUUCGCCUAAUUCAUUCGCAGACGGGUCGAAAUCUGCACAGUCACGAUAUCGCAGCCCCCGUUACUAAGUCCCACAAGGAAGUUUCUUGUUACGGCAAUCUUACCGUUGGCGACGAUAAGGACCACUGGAAAAUCGAGGUUGUUAGGGAUGUGGCCUCUCGUGAUAGGUCUAGGGUACGGACUUUGACAACUGCUUUCAGGCUGAGAAACCCGGUGAUGGGCUGUUAUUUACGGGCAGCCAACGUCAACCUUCCACAAUGGGGAUUCAAGCAAAUCGAGGUGACUUGCGACAAGAGCAACAACCCCCGUGAUACCUUCACCCACUGGAACAUCGAGUCUCACGUCAACGACCAGCUCCCCCCCGGAGACCCUGGCAAGUAUAAGUCGCCAUUCUUCCACGAUUUCAUUCAUCUGAAUGUGGCCAUGAUGACAUCUAACAAUGCUCUGGUCCCUGACCCUGAUAAGCAAGAUGACCUCGCUUCCCAGUGGUGGCAGUGGCCUAUUCUAAAUGUUGGUCUGCGAAUGUGCGGUUGGGAUGACAAGAUUGUCAAAUACUUCCUCCUCGGCAACCCCUUCGUCUAUUGGGCUUCGACCGCUUCCCUAGGCGCCGUCGGUCUUAUCACUGUUUGGUAUAUUCUCCGAUGGCGACGAGGAUUCUACGACUUAUCACAGGAAGACAUUGAUCAAAUCCACUACUCUGGGCUUUAUCCAAUCCUGGGCUGGUUCCUACACUACCUUCCCUUCGCCAUCAUGGCCCGAGUGACCUAUGUUCAUCAUUACUAUCCCGCCUUGUACUUCGCAAUCCUAACCCUCGGUUUCUUGGCCGACUGGGUGCUGAAGGAUCAAAAGAAGGCAGUCCAAUACAGCAUCUACGGCUUCUUGUACACCACUAUCAUUGGACUCUACAUCUUCUUUUUGCCCAUCUGCUGGGGCAUGACAGGUAGCAACGAGCAAUAUAGCUACAUGAAGUGGUUCGACAACUGGCGUAUUUCUAACUAG
This is a messenger RNA of Hypoxylon fragiforme, 2232 nucleotides long. RefSeq names its product glycosyltransferase family 39 protein. The record is from RefSeq and is a predicted model, not a curated record. Gene Ontology annotation, cellular component: membrane; endoplasmic reticulum. Gene Ontology annotation, molecular function: dolichyl-phosphate-mannose-protein mannosyltransferase activity. Gene Ontology annotation, biological process: protein O-linked glycosylation via mannose. NCBI's taxonomy places the organism in Eukaryota, Fungi, Ascomycota, Sordariomycetes, Xylariales, Hypoxylaceae. The coding region runs from base 1 to 2232 and encodes 743 amino acids. The transcript is spliced from 7 exons.